Messenger RNA from Aspergillus melleus, 1455 nucleotides. RefSeq names its product pex2/pex10/pex12 family protein (gene PEX2). The transcript has 3 exons. Gene Ontology annotation, cellular component: peroxisomal membrane. NCBI's taxonomy places the organism in Eukaryota, Fungi, Ascomycota, Eurotiomycetes, Eurotiales, Aspergillaceae. Gene Ontology annotation, biological process: protein import into peroxisome matrix. Bases 1 to 1455 code for a protein of 484 amino acids. The record is from RefSeq and is a predicted model, not a curated record. Gene Ontology annotation, molecular function: zinc ion binding.
AUGAGCUCGACAAAUUUUGCCGCUGCUCAGGAGCGGGUCCUUGAACGCCGCCGUCUUCGUGAGGCCGAAGCUCGCGCGAGGCUUGCGGAGCAACAACGGGCGUCUCCGGUUAACCAUCCCGCACUUCAACGGCUCCCGUACCCAUUAAGCCGUCUCCCACAAUCUGGUCUGUCGCUAUGGAAUGCAAUCAAAGGCCGCGAGGGUAUACGACCGGCAUUUCGGGUCGGUCAGGUUGAUGCCGAACUGUUGGACGAAGAAUUACUGGGGUUGCUUAAAGGCCAGGUUGGAGAGGCGUUGAAGUAUUUUGGGCCACAAAUGCGUGAGGACUGGUCGCAUGAAAUUCAAUUCUCUCUCCGCGCGAUUCUCUUUAAGCUUUCGCUCUGGGAUCACGAUGCUUCGUACGGCGCCGCGUUACAGAACUUGAAAUACGUCGAUAGCCGUAGCAAAGGCCCCGUUCAUUCCGCCCCAACCAGAUGGCAGAAGACCCUGUAUGGCCUACUUACGGUUGGCGGUCGCUACGCCUGGGAUAAAUGGGAAAGCUGGUUGAUCAACCAAGAAGGCGGCUACGACGAGCCAUCUCAGGAAGUUCGUGUACUUUCCCGCAUGACGGACUUAGUCUCUACAUCACACUCAAUCGCGGCCUUUGUUUCGUUUUGCGUAUUCCUUGUCAACGGUCGAUAUCGAACGUUAGUCGAUCGAAUCCUUCGCAUUCGCCUCACACCUCCUUCGGCACAAGCAAGCCGCGAAGUGUCAUUCGAAUACCUAAAUCGACAACUUGUGUGGCACGCUUUUACCGAAUUCCUCCUCUUUCUGUUGCCACUUGUAGGCAUUAGUCGGUGGAGACGAUGGCUGUCUAGAGCGUGGCGCAAGACAAUGUCUACGCUCAAAUCAAGUGGGGAUGAUGAAGACGAGCAGGUUCGGAAACAGGGCGAGUUGGCGUUCCUUCCCGAAAGAACUUGCGCGAUCUGCUAUAAAGACAACAACCCGGCUUCGACAACGGAAAAUGAGGUGAUGGCUGCAUCGAGUUCGGCAGGAAUCGUCGGCUCGGCUCAAACAGACAUCACCAACCCUUACGAGACGAUCCCGUGUGGUUGUGUAUAUUGUUUUGUGUGCCUGGUCCAGAAGUUGGAAGGUGAAGAAGGCGAAGGCUGGGUCUGCCUUCGUUGUGGAGAGAUCGUGAAGAAAUGCAAGCCAUGGAAUGGUGACGUCCUGGAAGAAGUUCGGCCUCAGUCAAGCUCCGGAAAAGUUGUCGGGUUCGCCGUGGACGACGGGGCUGACGAAGCUGGCGCAAAUGCCAGUGAACUGGAGAGAGGUGAUGAAAACCCUAUGGGACGUUCGAGUCCUUUGCAAGAUCUAAGCUCAGACGAAGCCCUUGGUGAAUCCAAUCAUUGGUCUACCGUCGACAAGGAGCCUACUGCAGAUGGACCCGAAGAGCAGACAAACGAGAUGAAUUGA